UAGUUCAACGCGUUGUCAACUGUAAAUUUAAUCAAUAUUUAGUGUGUAAAUAUGGGGAUAUUUGGUAAUUCUUCACCUUUCGACGCGGACGUAGAGAAGGCGACAUGCGAAAACAAUACAAAUGAAGAAUGGGGUCUGAUUCUGGAGAUCUGCGACAGAGCAGGCGCAUCGCCGCAAGCGGCGCGGGACUGCCUGCGCGCUGUACUGCGUCGCCUGGCACACCCUGAUCCGCACGUGCAAGUCCACGCUGCUACGUUGUUGGACGCUUGUGUCGCUAACUGCGGACGCAUUUUUCACCUUGAGGUGGCAUCUCGCGAGUUCGAAACUGAAUACCGUCGGUUGAUAUCGCGCGCGCAACCGGCUAUCGCGGCACGAUUGCGUUCUUUACUUCGCAAAUGGGCGGAUGGGGAGUUCCGCUCAGAUCCUCAGCUGGACCUUAUUCCGGCUCUGGCGAAACAGCUGCGCGCUGAGCAAGCAGACGGGGCUGGUGCGCCUUCACAGAGCGCCAAUGCUUCCACCACAUCCGCUGCUGCCGCGGCCGCGGCCGCGCAGAAGGAACAGGAAGACCUAGCUCGCGCGAUCGCCCUGUCCCUGAAAGAGUCUAAUGCUACUGCGGCACCGGCGUCGUCGACGCUGUACCCGCGCGUGGACACGGAGGCCAUCCCCGCGCAACCCGCACAGACCCCGCGCAAAGUACGCGCUUUGUACGACUUUGAAGCCGCUGAGGACAAUGAACUUACAUUUAUGGCUGGCGAAAUGGUUCACGUGACGGACUCUAGCGACCCAAACUGGUGGAAGGGUUACAACGAGCGUGGGGAGGGCCUCUUUCCUGCCAACUUCGUCACCUUCGAUCUCAGCGAGCCCGCACCCAAAGUGGAGACCCGCGGCCCGAAGAGCGUGCAGUUCGCUGAGAGCACAAGCGGGCUGAGCGCGCCCGUCGAGGACGCGCCCGUCGACAUCGACGAACAGGCCAUGGACGCCGCCCUGGCUUUGCUGCACGAGGCCGACGUCGAAGCCAGGAGCGACGAAUCAGCUCUGGUGGCACUGGAGUCGCGCGUGCUGCGAAUGGGCCCCCUCGUGGACGCGGCACUGGAACGUGCAGACACGAGACACGCGCGCCUUACGCAGCUGUCCGCCGAGCUUGUUCGGGCCCUCAACCUGUACCACGAGCUCAUGCGUGACCCUAAACCGAUACACCAAGGCGUACACGGCGCUCACAUGCACGCGGCGCCGUUCAUGGCGGGUGCGCCCGCGCCGCCGCCUCCGCCGCCGCAGCCCUUCGCGCCGCCGCCCGGCGCGCCGCCGCCCAGGUGCUGAUCGCCCGGCGCCGAACAUCUCCGCAGUCGGCUGGUGUCGUUUGUAAAUAAUAGUUAUGCUGAGUCACGCUAGGGUAUCCAUUUUUUUUAUUAAAUUGCAAAUAUCCGAUAUAUGCAGGUAAAUUUUUGCCCUCUUUUGUUUGCUAAUAGGUAAAUAGAAACAGGUCAGCCUUAAAAUUAUCCUUAAACUAGUUUAAACAUAUUGUCAGAGCGUUGCCGACAAUCAACCUACUUAUUGGAAUUGAAGGUGCAUUUUCAAUAUUACUUUUAGAUGACCUUCAAUAUCAAUAAAAUGUAC
Hyposmocoma kahamanoa is the source of this 1614-nucleotide messenger RNA. It is a transcript of the gene Stam, whose product is annotated as signal transducing adapter molecule 1. NCBI's taxonomy places the organism in Eukaryota, Metazoa, Arthropoda, Insecta, Lepidoptera, Cosmopterigidae. The transcript has 9 exons. Gene Ontology annotation, molecular function: phosphatidylinositol binding; ubiquitin binding. Gene Ontology annotation, cellular component: ESCRT-0 complex. Bases 52 to 1317 code for a protein of 421 amino acids. Gene Ontology annotation, biological process: protein transport to vacuole involved in ubiquitin-dependent protein catabolic process via the multivesicular body sorting pathway. The record is from RefSeq and is a predicted model, not a curated record.